This is a messenger RNA of Kwoniella botswanensis, 1770 nucleotides long. RefSeq names its product tRNA pseudouridine(38-40) synthase. Gene Ontology annotation, cellular component: nucleus. Gene Ontology annotation, biological process: mRNA pseudouridine synthesis; tRNA pseudouridine synthesis. The record is from RefSeq and is a predicted model, not a curated record. Lineage: Eukaryota; Fungi; Basidiomycota; Tremellomycetes; Tremellales; Cryptococcaceae. Gene Ontology annotation, molecular function: pseudouridine synthase activity; RNA binding. The transcript has 9 exons. Bases 1 to 1770 code for a protein of 589 amino acids.
AUGGAAAACACCGAAUCAAUCAAACGAGCUCGAUCCCCCUCCCCAAAAGCAGAGUCGAAAGAUGGCGUAGUAAACCCCAAGGCCGAACAGCCUGAAGAAGGUCAACCUCCGGCUAAGAAACCUCAUGUCGAACCCACUGCCUCAGCACCUUCUGAUACCCCCAUAUCAGGUGUGAAUGUCAGUGUGGAUGUGGAUCCUGAAGAGGCAAUGUUCAAUGCCAUGUCUUCUGAGAAUGGUGAAGACAGGAAGAAAAAGACUUGGGGAAGAGGACAGGGGUAUGGUAAUGGAGGUAAAGGCAAGGGGAAAGAGAGCGAGAAGAAGGGACCGGAUGCGGUGAAGUAUGACAGGAGACCUAAUGAUUGGACACCCAGAGAGAAGAAGGACGGAGAGACCGAAGCUAGGUUACCGAAGAGAAGGUGUGCUUUGCUGGUAGGAUACUGUGGUACUGGAUAUCACGGUAUGCAAAUACAAACGCACGGCUCAGAAACUAUCGAAGGAGACGUAUUCGCAGCACUCGUCAAAGCAGGUGCUAUCUCAGCGGACAACGCGAACGAUCAUAGGAAAUCAGAUGUUCAGAGAGCAGCUAGGACUGAUGCAGGUGUGCACGCAGCUGGAAAUUGUAUCUCACUGAAAAUGAUCGUCGAGCCACCUCUUCCGGAAGGAUACAAGACACUGGCAGAAUACGUCAAUUCCAUCUUACCUGAUCAGAUUAGAAUGUGGGGAUUCGUCAGGACAGUCAAAUCCUUCAAUGCUAGAACAGCCGCCGACUCACGUAUCUACGAAUAUCUCUUGCCUUCAUACUGCCUCUUACCGCCUGGACGAGAUGAUCCAUUGGGUAAAAGGCUGGAUAAGUCAUCACCUGGAUGGAGAGAUCUGCUGGGCAAAGAAGCAGUAGAUUUCGUUGAUGCUGCACCAUCGCUCGAGCCCGAGGGCGAAGAGGAAGGGGGAAAGGUGAAUCCCAAGAACAGGGGAGAAUUCGAAAGGAGACGGGGAUUCAGGGUUGAUAGCAAGACUUUAGAGAGGUUCAGAGAAUUGAUCGCUCAAUAUAAAGGUACUCAUAACUUUCAUAAUUUCACAGUCGGUAAACCAUUCAACGAUAGAACUGUAAAGAGAUUCAUGAUCAAAUUAGAAGUGAAAGAUCCUCAGGUGUACGGUGAGAUCGAAUGGAUCUCCGUCAUGAUUCACGGUCAAAGUUUCAUGUUGCAUCAAAUCCGAAAGAUGAUAUCAAUGGCAAUGUUAGCAUGUAGAACAGCUUCGCCACCAUCCUUGAUUCCUGAGACUUUCGGUCCCAAACGUAUUCAUGUACCUAAAGCACCUCCUCUCGGAUUGCUACUCGAAGCACCUCAAUUCGGAGUAUACAACACUCGAAUCACCACCAAGGCGAACGGUCUACAGGAAGAUAGAGAUCCGGUGGAUUUCGGAUUAUAUGCUGAGCAGAUGCAUGAUUUCAAGGUGAAAUGGAUUUAUGAGAAACUGAGACAAGAGGAAUUGGAAGCUCAUGUCUUCCAUAAAUGGAUGCGUCAGAUGGAUUGCUCCAUGUCCAAUGGUCUCGCAUUCUUGAAUACCCAAGGAACCAUCCCACCUGAAGCGGACUUGUCAAAAGGAGCAAAAGAAGCUCGUCGAGCUGCUGCUGCCGCUCAAGCUAAAGAGGGUGGAGCGGGCGGUGAAGGUGAAGGGGAGGGUGAAAAGGAUAUAGCAGACGAGGAGAUGGAAAGUGAGGAUGAGGAGGUUGAUAUGGAGGAGGUUAAAAGAGGUGAAUGGGAAGGAUAG